Molecule: messenger RNA, 3055 nt
Organism: Amphibalanus amphitrite
Lineage: Eukaryota; Metazoa; Arthropoda; Thecostraca; Balanomorpha; Balanidae
Product: zinc finger protein 316-like
Exons: 4
Coding region: 192-2144 (650 amino acids)
Biological process (GO): regulation of transcription by RNA polymerase II
Cellular component (GO): nucleus
Molecular function (GO): DNA-binding transcription factor activity, RNA polymerase II-specific; RNA polymerase II cis-regulatory region sequence-specific DNA binding
Source: RefSeq, a predicted model, not a curated record
UGAAUGACGUCAUCGGUCCAAAACAUAAAUAUUGACAUCCGAGUCGUAUCUGCGCCAGAUAUGUCUGAACUCUGAACAUGUUAUGAAUUGAUAUGCAUAGGCCUUAUAUGUUUAUAUUGAUAUGUUUAUGUGAUGGGCACUAGGCCACAGGCUAACUUUUCUUGUUUUUCUUCUUCAGAAAAUUGGUAGUGAUGGAGGGUCCUCAGCCUGCACUUUGCCUGGUGUGCAGUACAAAGUGUGCUCAACCCACCCGAUGGCUGGCACAACUGCAGACGCGCCUAGCCAUUCGGCUCAGCUUAGAGUUCUCCGACCGACCCCCACCAGAGCAGGAGGAUGCCCUCUGUGGCAAUUGCAUCCACCUACUGGAGGACCUCGAUGACCUCUUGGCCCAAGUGGACCGGCUGAGACGGCAGCUGAGGGGACUCGCCACCGCAGGACGGAAAAAGGCAGCAGCGUCUGCCGCUGUCCGGACCAACGGGCAGACAGCGGCCCGGUCGGGUCUCAGUGAGGCACACCUCAGUGUAAAGGAGGAGCCCCCGGUGGAGAGCAAUGCUGCCGUGGCUGUGACUGUGGCUCCAUGCCCAGACGGGCUGGCACCCGCAGAGGAGACGGCUCCAGUGAACAUUAUACCGGUGCAGGCGGUCCGUGUGAGCGACGAUUGCACGGCGGGAGCUGCUGUGAGCCCCGCUGGCUCAUCCUGUCACCCUGACCAGCCCGGGAAGGUGAAGGGACCCCCGACGGACCCGCCCGGUGACCCGGAGAAACAGAGAGAGCAGGCGGAGGGUCAGGGGGAGGAGGACGUGUUUCUGGGUUCUUCCUCCCUGACAGAUGACCCGGCUCUACUCGUCUCGCAUCAACCAGACGGAGCAGACGAGGACGACCCGCUGGCUGUUAAAGUGGACGGCCCGGACGCUGAGACCGAACCGGAGAAUAACGCGGACAUUAUCGGUCCGAGCGUGCCCCUAGGAGCCAAGCUGAUCGGCACCCAACUCCCGGCUAAGUCUCGGGCUCGCCGGCGCCCGCCGUCCAAGGCCAGGGCGGCGGCGCGGCCGGCCAAGCCCCCCGUGCCCUGGCAGCGGGUGGAGGGUCCGGCGCCGUACCAGUGUACCGUCUGCAGCCGCCAGUUUCAGUACCUGGCCAGUAUCAAGAUCCACGCGCGCACGCACACCGGCGAGCGGCCGCACGAGUGCGACGUGUGCGGGCGCCGGUUCGCGCUGCGCACCACACUCAUCAACCACCGGCGGCUGCACACCGGUGACAAACCGUUCAAAUGCGACCAGUGCGGCCGCGAGUUCGCGCAGCAGUCGUACCUCAUCAUACACCGGCGCGUCCACUCCAAGGACAAACCCUACUGCUGCGAGGUUUGUGGUAAGACGUUCAAAUCGCCCUACUACCUCAACAUUCACAAGCGGAUACACUCGGGCGAAAAGCCCUACACGUGUGAUGAUUGUGGAAAGGGUUUCACCACUGUCUCCAAUUUGUACAAACACAAGCGCGGCCAUCGCGGCGAGCGGCAGUUCUGCUGCGAGGAGUGCGGCAAGACGUUCCGCGACGGCACCCACCUGCGCGACCACCGCCGCUCCCACACUGGCGAGCGGCCGUUUGCCUGCGAGGUGUGCGCCAUGACAUUCGCGCACGCCAAAACCCUGAAUCGUCACUCGCGCCUGCACACGGGCGAGAAGCCCUACUCGUGCCUGGAGUGUGACAAGUCGUUCAGCCGGCGGGAGGCGCUCCGGGACCACGCCAAGGUGCACGAGACGGCGCCGCGCGCGCCGUCGCCGACCUCGGCGGCGGCGGCGGCGGCGCUGGCCGACGGCCACGUGUCGCCGGGGCCGGCGGCGGCCGACGACCGGUUCUACAUGGUGGACGUGCUGCCGGUGCCGGGUGUGGAGGAGGCGCUCAGCUGGCCUCUCGAGGUGUACCGCACAGAGACGGGCGUCACCGUCUACAAGACGCUGGCAGAGGACGGCGCCGCGCUCUACCAGACCGAGACCGGCGAGGUGUUCCGCGAGAUGGCCGGCGAGGCCGAGCCGCCCCCACCCCCGCCGCCGGCGGGCUCCGGCGGCCAGCCCGACGAGCGGCUGUUUGACGAGCCGGCCGAGCCGCCGCCCGUCCUGCCCGCCUACGACCGGCUGGGUAUCUGAGCCGGGACCGGCGCCACGCCCGGGCUGUGGGAUUUGUGACGUCAUUUGGAGGACUCUGACGUCACUGAGAGCUGCUGAGUGCCAGUAGUGUUCUUCCUUCUACAGACGAAUUGGUCUGUCGUCUUUCUGCGAACCCUUCCUGCCAGGUCCGUAAAAGGUGAGAUGCAUGCAUACGACAUAACCCUUUCUGUGCCUUAGUGUAAAGUUUUAUCUAUUUAUGACGACGCAAUGAUCAGACCAAUGAUGAUAACGUUGAAUACCUUAAUCAGGAUAUAUCGUGUGUUGAGACAAUAUGUGUGCAAAACAACGUAUGAAACUGUUGUGAUUAUGUAGCGAUAUUAUCUCCCGUUAGCUUCACAUUUGCCAGUAGAAUGUUUGGCUGCUCUUUACAGCCAAUGCAGGGGGGGGGGCGAUACCUAAUACCUAUCUUCAGGGCUGCGGGGGCGCUCACUACUUCCCCAAUGUAUAAUGCUCCCAGUGCGAGUUCCUACCCACUGGACGUAAUCCCCCUCAGUUUUCUGUGUGACUGACAUUUGUAGGGCAAAAUACUUGUGAAGACGAUUUACGACAAACUAAUCCGUGCCUUCAGCGAAGUUGUGCAGUGCUUUAAUCGUCCCAGAUGGAAGGACGUGAUUACCUAGGUUACAACCCUUUUCGAGUUCCUUUUGUGUGUCGGUACUUAUUUGAACAAAGGAAUAGGAUCUCACCAGCUAUUUGUGCCACUGUAGAUAAGUUUUUAUAUGAUGUUAUUGCUCACAGAUAUGCCAGUUUGAUACUGUAUUAUAUUACUUUUCUAGUUUUGCAGCUUGGGGUGAUACCGAUCUGCAGUGUAAUUUAUAUGGAUCCGCAUUUGCGAACGCAUGGCAAUCGUUUGAUACUGUUGUGAAAUUGAAUAGACAAGCUUGUACGUG